UAGUCACAUACGUGACUUGACUGCUAUUGAAACUCGGCAUCUCGAGAUUAAGAAGAGGAGUAUUGGCCAAAGCCAAGUAGAGGUAUUUUAUUGUCUGAGGAGUUGACUGCUAUGGAAAAGGAGGUCCUGGGAGUGGAGGGACUGGAAAGGCUACUUUCGGAAACAGGCAGUGGAGAAACUCAGAGUGGAAAGACUGACACGGAGGCACCUUUCACCAGUGAAAAUAUGUCAGAAGUUUGGGUUCAGGGAGUCACUGAUGACGGACAGACCUACUACUACAACACACAGACAGGAGAAGCUCAGUGGGAGAAACCAGAGGAAUUUGAGGUUGAAAGGAAAACUUCACAACAGACAGAAGCUGAAAAUGAGAAAUCUUCAACUGGUCCAUGGGUGGAGGUUUCAAGUCCAGAUGGGACCUACUACUAUAACUCUGAAACAGAGGAGACCAGUUGGGAGAAGCCAGCAGAAUUAUCUCCCCCGGAAGAGAAGGAGGAUACCCCUUCUCCCAACCCCGAGGCCCUAUCAGGGGAAGAGGAGAGCCUAACAGGUGCGGAGGAGGAUUCCAGAGUGCUUCAGGAGGAGGAUAAUAGUUGCGAUUCUGACGACACAAAUGACGCAAAUGAUGAUGACGAUGAUACCAAUGAUGACAAGAUCACUCCACCUGAGGAUGAGGAAGAAGAGGAAACUCCAGCAAAGAAGGCCCGGAAGACCAGCCCGUGUGCGACGGGAGAGCAGGCUGAGGAGGAACAAGAUCCAAAUGAGCCCGGUGACCAGGAGGAGAGUGAGGUUAAGAUCAAAGAGAGCACCAUCGUCCCAACGGUGGAGAAGCGAGCCACACAGGAGGUCAGCAGGAAGAGGAAGCUAGAGAAUGGGAAAUCCAGGAGCUUUCAGCAGAGGGGCAAGGAUGAUAAUGAGUAAACUCAGACUCAAACUGAGGACUUAUAAGGACAACCUUCUGACUGGGAAUAGUCUUAGAGAUGUUGUUCUCCAUUGUCUGACUAGAGAACACAGUUUUUACUAGAACCCCACAUUUUGUGCUUAUUAUACCAUCUCUAAUAAUGAAUUAUAACAAAAUUAGAUAGAAUUAAUUCUGUAGAAUAUGGGCCAGAUUUAGAACAUUUUGAGCGCUUGCAAAAAGAUCUAGCAUAUUACGCCGUCAUCUUGACCAAUGAACCGGAAGGAUUUGCAGGAGCUCACAACUUUCCAUGUGCUCAAAUCUUUAUGUUUACUAAUUUGCUGAAGUAUAAUGAUCAUGUUAGUCCUCCCGUAUGUGCCCCAUUUUGUCCACUUUUCGUACGAAACAUGGAAAUCCUACUUGAAAAGGGCAUCCAUAAACUGUACUGGAUAAAACUCUGUGUGUGAAUGCAAAUAACAUAUAUAUUGUGCUGCCGCUCAUUAUUUUAUCAUAAAAUAUUUGUUUAAUUCAAGAAAAGGAGGAGAGCCUUGUGCACAGCAUAAUAUAAGGACGUGCUGGUCCAAUGAGAUACAAAGAACAUAAAGGCCAGCAGUAACUGGUAUUCUGAACCGCACACUCAAAAAAGAAAAGAUAACAAGACUUUAUUACAACACUUGCAAUUGAAUUGCAAGCUUGGGUGCAAAUUACACAUUUUGCUAUCACUUCAUCAGGUUCAGUUUGUUUUAUUUACAUCUAAAACAGCAUCUGUUUCAUGAAGUGCCUAUGCAAUUAUGCUUCAACGCUUCAGGGUUCUAGAAAAUAGUAAUUACACAUUGUGCCCGAUGGAUAAUUUAGGCUCAGGGGUUGUGAUGGUGCUGGUUGAGGAAGAUAUCAAUGUCAUAGUAGGACUUUAUAUGAAAACAGUCUGCCUGUAGGAGAUAGGCUGUGGAUGUGCAUGUGAUGGCUGAUAUCCUUAGCCACACCCAACAUAUUUUUAUUGGACUCUUAAAGAAGUUUAGGUUUUUAUUAUUGGAUGCUUAGAGAUGUUAAAAUGUUUUUGUGCAAUGUGAGGGCCUCAGCAUCUUGACACACUGGUGUGUGUAUUGCCACAAAUACUUGUGUACAUGUAUACAAACACAUGAAUAAAUGUGUGUGUUAGUGUGUUACAAACUCUCACAAACUCUUACAAA
This is a messenger RNA of Conger conger (European conger), 2085 nucleotides long. RefSeq names its product WW domain-binding protein 4-like. The coding region runs from base 112 to 918 and encodes 268 amino acids. Gene Ontology annotation, molecular function: transcription coregulator activity; RNA polymerase binding. Gene Ontology annotation, cellular component: nucleus. NCBI's taxonomy places the organism in Eukaryota, Metazoa, Chordata, Actinopteri, Anguilliformes, Congridae. The transcript has 7 exons. The record is from RefSeq and is a predicted model, not a curated record.